Molecule: messenger RNA, 7617 nt
Organism: Porites lobata
Lineage: Eukaryota; Metazoa; Cnidaria; Anthozoa; Scleractinia; Poritidae
Source: the annotation of a GenBank genome assembly
AUGCUUCAUAGAAGCAAAAUGUCGUCGUUGUUUUCAUAUUGGAGAGUACGAAAAAAAUUGCCAGAUCCAACAGGCCCUUUCACAGUAGGAUGCACAGAUUACAUGUGCACUGCUGUAAACGAAUCUGGUGGAGGGGAAAAUGCCGGCAGCUUCAUUCGUUUCUUUUACCCAGUGGAUAAGACUGCUGGACCAAUCGAUGAAUCAAAGUAUUGCUUUUGGAUGCCUCGUGAAGAAUAUACAACAGGGCUCCUGAAAUUUAUGAAACUUCCCGUUUGGUUGUUGUCACAAUUCUUUUAUUGGAGCGUUGGUGAGUUAAGCUUUGAAUACUUGACGUUGUCCCCCAAUGGAAAAUGGAAGAGUCCCGGGAAAGAGUUUCUUAACAAUUAGUGCGAUGAACGAGCUUUAUUUUUGCAAAAGUCCUGAGCAAAAAAUAAUAAGCGUGCGACUCUUUAUCCUUCACUUGACAGUGGACAGAAACAAUUAAGUCACCAACAACUCAAGUUCUGGUCGGGAUGUUAGUAAAUGUACGCAACAGGGCAGGAGAGGAAAGAAGACAGCAGACCUUGUGUGACAAGCAUGGCAGUAAUUUUGUUUGAAACAACUUUCCUUUAAACAGAUGUUUUUGCAAGACCAGAAACAUUAAUGUUAAAAGAAGAUCACAACAUAACACUCAAGUAAUAGCCCUGUCAUGUUUGUCACAUACAAGCAUUUUGCUGUCCACUUCUGUCUGCCAUCCUGUUGCAUAAACUCACUUGUUCAGUUUCAAGCUUGGAGAGUACAGUGAAUCUGGGUUCCCUGUGCUUACCUUGAAAACCUUGGCUUUGUGUGCCUCUCUGUGGCCUAAGAGUAAGGUGUGGGAUCACCUCUACCUCCCGUAGUUUGCCAAAUCCAUUGUCUGUUACUGUAUAUUGUAAUUAAACAGAUUUUUUAGUACAGAUUGUAAUUCUUUUCAUGUUGUUCUCAUUUGUUAAUAUAUGAAAGAAAGUAAAAGCAAAACAAGACCUUAAAAGAACAAUUUAAGAUUAAUUGAAUUUUAGCACAACAUUGGUUGUACUUAUAUAUUUGAGGUGACUAUUAAAAAUUUUUACCCACAACUACAGUAAUGCUUUGUUUUUAAAUGCUGGUUUCAGGGAGUCUUCGUAUACCUGCAGUAUACAAUGCCCCUGUUUAUAAACCCAGCAAUUAUAGUUUGGAGAUGCAGUCAUUGCCUUGUGUAGUGUUUUCACAUGGCCUGGGUGGCAACCGUCUUCUUUACAGUACCUACUGCUGUGAUCUUGCUUCACAUGGUUGUUUUGUGGCAUGUGUUGAACACAGGUAAGCCAUGUACACUGUGAUGAUAGAGUUAAGUUUAUGUAAGUCAUAACCCACAUUGCCAGAGUUCAACCGUUUUUAAUUUUAUGUAACACCCAGUGGAACCUCUCAUGGCCUCUCCUUAGAAUGACCACCUUUUUAGAGAGGUGACCGUGCAUGCACAGCUGUAAGACAGCAUAAUAUAAGUGACAUUAAUUUUGUAGAGAGAUGGUCAUUUAAAUUAAUGAGGGUCCCUAAUGCAUGUACAGUCCAGUCGUACUCUUUAUAACUCGAACCCUUGUUAACUUGAACCUCGUGCUACUCUAACCAAAAUCAAUUUCCCCUGGAUUCCUUCAUAAAUUUACUACAAUUUUACCCUUGGUCACUCAAACCUUCGAUAACUCAAACCUCCCGCUACUAACCUCAAAGUAAUUUUCAUUUCCCUUCAGAUCAUUUCUGUAUCAACUUACCCUUGAUAACUCGAACCAUGUUUUGAGCUCCUGACUAGUUGAAAAAAAAAAGUGCAGUGCAGUCCGAAUCAUUGAAUUUGUUUUAACAGCCAUGCAUUCUUUGUCUUCUUUGUCUCCCAUUUCCUUAUUUUCGGUUAUUUACUUCGAACUCCCAAUAACUUGAACUAUUCAUUAUUUUUCGAAUUCCCUUGAAGGUUAGAGUUAUCGGGAUUGGACUGUAGGUUUUUUGGGAUCCAGGAUUUAGCUUAUGUCAAGGUUUUCAUUUGGGAUGAGAAAGGAUAUGAACUUAGCUUUGGACAGUUGUCAACAGGCGAGGGGAGCAAAAACAAAACUCCCAUAAAAUUUGUAGUGAUAUUAACAAAAAAUAUUUGCUUUGCAAAUUGCCAACAUUUGAUUUUUUGGUGAUAUCAAAUAAAAGAGGCCAAUGUUUUAAAGUUUUUCGUUAAAAUAAUUUGUUUUUAGAGAUGAGUCAGCAUCUGCAACGUAUAUUUUAAAAGAGAAAGAGGACUCUGAAAUCACAGAAGAAUGGAUCCAAUAUCACCCACUGCAACCAAGUUACAAUGAGUUUGAAUUUAGAAACAAUCAGGUUGGUAAACUGUGGUAGACAUUUUUUAUAUAGUUUUGUGAAAUUUCUUUAAGAUCAGUCUAAGGGCUAAUUUGGGUGCCCUAUGCAAGUGUGUAUUGUGUGUUUUCACAUGAUGUCAUGGCGGCCAUAUUUGUGUCCCAAACCAAUGAAACGGUGGCCAUGUUUGUGUCCCAAACCAAUCCUGUGGGAGUUGAACUCUUUUCUUAUGUAAACCAGUGCCGUAGCCAGACCAAACGGCCAACCGAGGCAGGGGGGAGUUGCUAGGGGGGUUCAGGGGCAUGCCCCCCCCAAGAAAUUUUGAACUUUAGUCUCUCGGAAAUGCGAUUUGCAGCGUUUUCUGGGCCUUUAGGUAACUUUUUUUCGAGUUAAUGUAAGUGGAAUUUAAAAAGCAAUAAUCAGAAACAAGCUACAUAAUCUGGGUGACCGUUAACCUCGCCAAUGGUUUUGAUCAGUAUUUGUUCAAAAAAAAUUUGAGUUAACGUACGUAGCCCCUUGAGAUCGAUGAUAUGGUAAUUUUUUCAUAGUAUAUUGACUGAAUUGCUGAAUUCUUUGUAAUAUCAUGAUGCGUUAAAAAUAUCCGAUAAUCGCUUAUGUAAAAUAAAAAUGAUCGGCGAAAUUCGUCAAAAUUUUACCGAGGCGAGUGCCUCGGUUGGCCUCAUACUAGCUACGGCGCUGGUUUAGCUUUCUUUUGUUCCAAUAAAUUUGCAUAGAUGCUGGCCACGUGAGUGAAAACACAGAAUAGUGAUGCAUUUUAUGGUGAUAUUCUUGCAACGUUUUUUUUUUCUCUUAGGUUCAUAAAAGAGCAGAUGAAUGUAUAUAUGCUCACAACUUACUAGAGAAAAUUCAUGCAGGAAAGUUUCCUCACAAUUUGUUCAAAGAUUCAUCCAUUUUAACACAACUCAAGGUGAUUGAUUGUUUUGGUAAUAUUAAUAACCACAUACAUGUAUGCAUGAACAAAAAUUUAUAAGGAAAACUAUUUUCUUAUUUUGCCCUUCUCUUUUAAAAAAUGCAUGGAAUGAAUGUUCUGUUGCAAGCUCCGAUUUGAAUGAUCUCUUGACCUCCCUACAUUUAUCUCUUUUAACAAGUUUUGUGCAAGAAGAUGAACUGCAUCCCUUUAGUCAAACCUAGACUGGAUUACUAGCCUAAGUCAAACCUCAACUAGCAGUCACCUCUUUUCAAUGGCUCCUUUUCUUUGCUCUAGCUGAUUCAAUGACACUAGAAGCUUUAACCUGUCUUAAACAGCGCCGGCUUCUGAUAUUUUCUUGGAUGUUGCGAUUUUGCAAGUUAUUGACCUCCAAUUGCAGAAUUCGUGAAAAAUCACAUAAUUCGUACAAAAAAUGGUAAAUUCAUGAAAGGAAAACAAUAAAUUCUACCUUUAAUUAAACAUUUCUCAAUCUUAAUGUUAGUUAUUAAAAGGUGAUUUACCUCUAAAGAGAGCCUUGCAAGACAUCUGAAACCUAAUUUUCUUUUUCUCCAAUUUGUAUUCUUUCUGGGUCAAGAUAAUUGGACAAAUUUAACUAUCUUGUUUUGAAAUAGAUGUUUUAUUAUUCUUUCACAUUCAAAUUGCCUGUUAAACAACAUUAAAGUGAUUUUUCUCCUUUGAAACCUGAGAAAACAAUGUUAUUUAGCCCUGAAAAAACUGCAUAAUUUAUCGCAUAAUAGUCCUAUCUUAUCGCACAAUCUGCCCUGAAAAUGCCGCUUAAUUUCUGCUUUUUUAUCGCACCCUAUCAGAAGGCCUGUAUCUACAAUAGCUACCACCCUACAAGUAUACUUCCCUGUGUAUCCAAUUACUUUUGGUUUGCCCUUGAUCUUCACAACUGCUAAUAAUGUUUGACUUGUGUCUUCACCUCUGUAGUGGCCACCACCCUACCAUGGGCACUUUCCUCUGUCCCAAAGAUGGCCACUGUGAAGAUCAUAAUCUGACUUUAUUCCACACUAAGUCUCUCACUCAAUAACAUAAAAAAAAAUGGACAACAAUUUUUUGACCGCUAAUUUAUAGCAUAGAAAUGCUGUAAAAAUGCUGAAAACUCAUUCAAGUGGAAUGGCGAGUGGUUUCAAUGCAAAAUAUUUGAGGUCUUUUUCAGGUGAAGUUACAGCUGUAUCUUGGAAAAUCACAAAUUGUGUCACCAUCAUUAUCAGUCCGUGCCCUCAUCAGCCAUAGUUCUUUUUUCACCAGUCAGUGUAGGAAAAAAUCGCUCUGUUGUUGUAACAUUUUUUUUCCACUUAAGGGAAGGUUGGACUUGAGUAAAGUAGCAGUUGUAGGCCACUCAUUUGGAGGAGCUACCACAGUGUUGACUCUGGCAAAAGACAAGCGAUUUAGGUAAGGAACUCUAGGAUCAAGUCCUUGAGUAUAUCCAUAGCAAGGGUAGCACAAAGGAGGGUGGUUUAGUGGUGACAGCAUUUGUCUCUCACCAGUGUGGCCUGGGGUAACAUCCCAGCAUCAAUGCCCUAUGGGUGUGUUGCAGAGUUUGUUGUUGGGUCUCUCACAUGUUCCAUGACAACCUGGUUCCCAUGGUCCUCUCCUACCCUCUCUCUUGCUACACAGGGAUGAGUAGAAGAGGACCCUGGGAAUGAGGUUGGUUCCCUGAGAGGUUUACUUCAGGUACUCCAGUUUUCCAAAUUCCAGUUCGUCCAGGAAUGGCAAGCAAAGAACCACUAUGUGGUAGUGUUACCUCUAAAUCAUUACGAUAUCUGUUAUUUAGUGUGAGAUACUGAAGAGGGUUUGUCUUGCCUACUCUGUUUCCUUUACAUUGACAAAAUCAAGUUACCCAGGAGUGCACUACUGAAAAUUGCCAAAUGUGCUAAUAAGGGGAAGAAUACAAAACCAAAAUGUAGGUCGUUUCUGAGGUUCAAAAACUCUCUCUUUUUGAACGAGGCUAAGUGCAACACCUUUUGUUAUUUCUUUUUUACCAUUUGUAAGGUGUAUUAUAAUGUAAGUUGCAGCACUGUAGUGGACAGUUGAAAUUGUGAAAUAGCAUGUAUAUCUAAUAAACGCCCCCUUUUGGAGACAUAGACAGUAGUCUAUGAAUUGUUUAAAACUUGUGGCGUGUGAGCCAGGUCCCGGCAGGGUUGGGGGCGGGAAGCUGUGGUGUUUUUUUCCUCUCCACCCCCACCACUCGAGAUCUUAAAUGCUUGUAGUCUAAGGCUGGGAGAAAAUCGUCAAGGAAUGGACGUUAAUUUAAUUGUGGUUUUGUACAGAUGUGGUGUCGCUCUGGAUGUGUGGAUGUUACCAUUAGGAGAAGAGAUCUUUAAAUAUGAUGUAGAUCAACCUUUGUUUUUCAUUAACACACAAGCUUUCCAUCGCUGGAAGGAAAACAUGGAACCAUUGAAAAACUUCAUAAACAAAAAGCCAGGUAAGCCUUCUUACCUUGAAACCUCUUAUUACUGCGCUUUUCACAAACAUGCGAAUUCUGAAGUUCUAAGGCCCACUGACGAUUGCAUUUUGCGCUGCCGUCAUUCAUCUUAACGGACCUCUUAGGAAGCAAACCUUUACUUUAACGGGUUCAAAAGGUCAUGGUUUGUGAUUUGUGUUCGGUGGAUUUUGUGUUUCAAGGUCAGUUGCUUGUGAUCGUAAUCAUUAUUGACAGCAGCGAAAAACGCAAUUGUAAAAGCCGCUUUUGAACUUUAUAGUUCGCAUGUUUGUGAAAAAUGCAGUAAUCGAUGCCAGUUUAAUCGUUUGCGAGGUCUGUGAUGUAAAUUACGGAGCAAGUUCCCAAGCAGGUUCCCUGCUAGCAGAGGUCUCUCUCUCUGCCUCGUCGUGAGAGACCUCUGCCAGACGAGGCAGACAGAGACCUCUGCUGGCAGGGAACUAAGUAGGUAGCUAGUGGACCAUAAACCGAGGUGGAAAAUCAGGAUCCCUUAACUGCAGUGCAGACAAGAAGAAGUUACAAUCACGGAAUGAGACAGGGCUGUCAUUAACUUACCUGUGUGGCAGAAGCAAAAAGGGAAGGGGAGGGAUAAAAGCGUGAAAGGGGGAAAGGGAAUCCCCCUCCCUUUUUCCCUUCCUCCCUAUCCCCUACCCCUUUCGACGCCUGCUACGCAGGCUAUCAUUAGACUUUUAAGUGGCUUAUUAUACUUGUCUCGUAGAGAAACCGACAAAUCCUUAAAUGUGUAACUCAUUUUCAAACUUAGAAUAGCCGCAAUCUGAAAUUUGCGCUGUAAAAAUGAUGGACCGAGUGAGAAGUCGAACUACUGUAGGAAGUGUGCGCCCCUAAAUCGAGGGGAAGAUAAUGCUCCAUAUUAAACUGCAGCACAGGCGGAGAAAAGGAGAGUAAUAAGAUAUUUAUUUUAUUGAUUACUUAUCACAGAACGAGAAUGACUUGACAGGAGUACAUCAACACAUUUAAUUCACGAAUCAGUUUUCCUUUCACCGACUUCACCUGUGUCUGACACGUUACGAUAAAACUUCUGCCUUCUGUCCCCGUUAAACUGAGAACGCUAAGUGACAUCUUCUUUACUUUCAACACUGGAAUUAUAAGUACUAAUUGGAAGAAAGACUCUAUACUUCUUUAAAAAUGCACAUAAAACCUUUCAAGUUACUUCAUUGAUCGUGAGGUUCCAUCCUCUUGCAGAUCAACGGCCUAUUAUAGCCAUAAGGUAAGCGUACUCUUUCUUUGACCAAGAAACCUGGUCUUGGUAUUCAGUUAAUUUUGUUGCGUGGCCAGUCAGUGUACUUGUAAUAGGUAGUUUAAGCCACAGCGUUUUUGAGCGACGCAUGUCAACUUGAAGGGGGCUUUUUGCAAUCUUGGACCGUGAUUUUGAACAAGUAUUCCAGCAGAUCAUCUCUAUCAGAGUAAAGACACUUAGCAAUACAAAUUUGGCAGCCUCAGGGCAUAUUAAAAGGGAAAAGGAUUCACUUCCGGUUGAUGUGCGUCGCUCUCGCGGAAGACUGACGACUAAUUUAUUUAGGCAAGACAAGACAAGACAAUGUUUUAUUUGGAGUCUUAUACAGUCCUAUGUAUAUCAACUUUAUCCAAAUAAUUUAAAAUUAUAACACAAAUUGCACACUAGUGGAACUACGAGCAAUGUUAACCUAAACAACUAAUGAUCUUCUUUUCUCAUAGCAGUCGAAUACGUAUUUUGCAAUUAACUUUUGCACUUAUUUAUCGCAGGUGGACCAAACACAUGAAUCAAUGCGACAUUCCAUCCGUUCUACCACCAUAUAUUUUGCGCAUGACAUCCCUUGGUAGCAAGCUUGAUCCAUCCACCGCAGUUGGUCUCCACAGAAGGGCUGUUUGGGCCUUUAUAUCAAGGCAUCUUGGUACUUGUUAG